Monopterus albus (swamp eel) is the source of this 1486-nucleotide messenger RNA. Its product is annotated as protocadherin alpha-8-like. Gene Ontology annotation, biological process: homophilic cell-cell adhesion. The transcript has a single exon. Gene Ontology annotation, molecular function: calcium ion binding. Gene Ontology annotation, cellular component: plasma membrane. The annotation marks the transcript as partial. Lineage: Eukaryota; Metazoa; Chordata; Actinopteri; Synbranchiformes; Synbranchidae. The record is from RefSeq and is a predicted model, not a curated record.
AUGGCAUCGUUUCGGGUUUUGAUCUGCGCCUUUCCAACACUAGUAUGCUACUGCGAAAUCCAGAUAUAAUGUCAGUACAGUUGCGGGUGCAUUAAGUGGAAUACAUUUGUGGAUGUGAUUUUAAAUUGAUUGCGCCAAAGGAGACACAGGACAAAGAGGAAGAAUGGUGUCGUUGUCGCAUCCUCUGCUUUUCUCUCUGUUGUUUUGCUUUGGCGAGCUGAUUUUUGCUCAGAUAAAAUACUCGACCCCAGAGGAAGUUAAAGUGGGAACUAUUAUUGGAAAUAUUGCCAAGGAUUUGGGUCUCGAUGUCAGCACAUUGAUUAACAGGCGAUUUCGGAUUGUGCCCGGAGCUCACGUGGCCCUUUUUGAGGUAAACCCGAACAAUGGGGCUUUGUAUGUUCAUAAGACUCUGGACCGAGAACAGCUGUGCGAUAUAAAUGGCGCUUGCUUAAUGGAUCUGAAAAUCGUUGCUGAAAAUCCACUUGAAAUCCAUUAUGUCACAGUGGAAAUAAUGGAUACUAACGACCAUAUUCCGAGUUUUGCUGAAAAGGAAAAGCUAAUAGAAAUAGCAGAAACAACGAUGCCAGGAGCACGAUUUCAGUUACCAGGCGCACGAGAUCCAGAUGUUGGAAUAAAUUCAGUCCAGCGCUAUAAACUUAGUCAAAACGAUCAUUUUAAUCUUGAAAUUCGAGACAGAGGAGAAGACAAAAUUCCUUUCUUAGUAUUGCAGAGACACUUGGACAGAGAACAAAAAACAAACCACAGCUUAAUUUUGACCGCUUUGGAUGGAGGGACACCGUCAAAAUCAGCUAAUCUUAAUCUUACAAUAAAGGUUCUUGAUAACAACGAUAACAGACCCGUGUUUUCUAAAGAGGUUUAUUCUGUUGCAUUAGAGGAAAACUCUGCAUUAGGUACGAUUGUAACAAAACUCCAAGCAACGGAUCUCGACGAGGGAAUUAACGGGGAGAUCGAGUAUAGCUUCGGUGGUGACAUUAAUUCUAAGGUGUUACAAUUAUUCAGUCUGGACAAAAAUGUUGGAGAAAUUCGAGUUAAUGGACAAAUUGACUAUGAGACAGCUGAUGUUUUCAAGUUAGACAUCCAAGCUUCUGAUAAAGGUCAGCCGCCGAUGACAACUGAUUGUAGAGUCAUAAUAAAAAUACAAGAUGUCAAUGACAAUAAGCCAGAGAUAGAGGUGACAUCACUAUCUAGCAUGGUCCCAGAGGAUUCAAAACAAGGAACUGUGAUUUCUCUUAUCAGUGUUACAGACAUGGAUUCUGGCCUGAAUGGUAAAGUCAUAUGCAGUCUGACAGAAAACGUGCCAUUUGAAUUAAAACCAUCAUUUAAGGAAAACAUGUAUUCACUAGUGACAACUGAAACGCUGGACAGAGAAACUGUGUCACAUUAUGACAUUUCAAUAACAGCUACAGACUGUGGACAGCCCGCGCUUUCCACGUUCAAAACACUGAGUGUUCAGGUGUCAGAUGUG